Nycticebus coucang (slow loris) is the source of this 957-nucleotide messenger RNA. RefSeq names its product olfactory receptor 13C7-like. Gene Ontology annotation, molecular function: olfactory receptor activity; G protein-coupled receptor activity. The coding region runs from base 1 to 957 and encodes 318 amino acids. Gene Ontology annotation, cellular component: membrane. Gene Ontology annotation, biological process: G protein-coupled receptor signaling pathway. The transcript has a single exon. The record is from RefSeq and is a predicted model, not a curated record. NCBI's taxonomy places the organism in Eukaryota, Metazoa, Chordata, Mammalia, Primates, Lorisidae.
AUGGAAGUGGCCAACCAAUCCACUGGCACAGAGUUUGUUUUGUUGGGGCUGUCAGAUCAGCCAAGGCUGGAGAAGACAUUCUUUGUGCUCAUUCUGCUAAUGUACUUGGUGAUCUUGUUGGGCAAUGGGGUCCUCAUCCUGGUGACUGCCCGCACCUCCUGCCUGCACACGCCCAUGUACUUCUUCCUGGGGAACCUCUCCUUCCUGGACAUCUGCUAUACAAGCUCCUCAGUUCCCCUAAUCCUGGACGGCUUCCUCACUCCCAGGAAAACCAUCUCCUUCUCAGCCUGUGCUGUGCAGAUGUUCCUCUCCUUUGCCAUGGGAGCCACAGAAUGCGUGCUCCUGGGCAUGAUGGCGUUUGAUCGCUAUGUGGCUAUCUGCAACCCACUUAGGUACCCCGUGGUCAUGAACAAGUCUGCUUAUGUGCCCAUGGCUGCUGGCUCUUGGGUGGCUGGUGGAACCAACUCUUUGGUACAGAUCUCACUUGCGGUACAGUUACCCUUCUGUGGGGACAACGUCAUUAAUCAUUUUACUUGUGAGAUCCUGGCAGUUCUGAAGUUGGCCUGUGCUGACAUCUCCAUCAAUGUGAUCAGCAUGGGGGUGGCCAAUGUGAUCUUCCUGGGCCUCCCAGUUCUGUUCAUCUUUAUCUCCUACAUCUUCAUACUCACCACCAUCUUAAAGAUCCCCUCAGCUGAGGGGAGGAAAAAGGCCUUCUCCACCUGCUCUGCUCAUCUUACUGUGGUGGUCAUUUUUUAUGGCACUAUUCUUUUCAUGUAUGCAAAGCCCAAAUCCAAGGACCCCCUGGGGGCAGACAAGCAGGACAUUUCAGACAAGCUCAUCUCCCUUUUCUAUGGAGUGUUGACUCCCAUGCUGAACCCCAUCAUCUACAGCCUGAGGAACAAGGACGUGAAGGCUGCUGUGAGGAAUCUGGUAUUUCAGAGAUGCUUCACUCCUUGA